UUAACCUUUGCAAAAAGUGUGUAAUCAUAAACUUAACAUAUUCUAAAUAGAAAAAAGAGAACCUUGACGUCGUCAAAAUGGUCGAGUGGACAGAUGCUGAGCGCACCGCCAUCUCAACCCUGUGGGGAAAGAUCGAUGUUGGGGAAAUUGGACCCCAGGCUUUGACCAGACUUCUGAUUGUGUAUCCGUGGACUCAAAGACACUUCGGGUCAUUCGGCAACCUGUCUACCAACGCUGCCAUCCUCGGAAAUCCUAAGGUGGCCCAACAUGGAAAGGUAGUUAUGGGUGGGCUGGAAAGCGCUGUGAAGAACUUGGACAACAUCAAGAAUACCUACGCCAAACUGAGCGUAAUGCACUCCGAAAAGCUUCAUGUGGAUCCUGAUAACUUCAGGACUCUUGCUGAAUGCAUCUCCGUGGUUGUAGCUGCCAAGUUUGGGCCCAGCGUCUUCACCCCCGGUGUCCAGGAGGCCUGGCAGAAGUUCCUUGCUGUGGUCGUCUCCGCCCUGGGCAGACAGUACCACUAAGUCUCUGGAGUGGCAUUUCACAUUCACAAUAAUUUGAUGAGCAGCAGUCUUUUUACAGUAGUCAAAAUUACAAAUUUACUGUCUGGAAACUGUUGCAAACUCUAAAUAAAAUUCAACAUAAAGCCUA
Melanotaenia boesemani (Boeseman's rainbowfish) is the source of this 651-nucleotide messenger RNA. RefSeq names its product hemoglobin subunit beta-A. Gene Ontology annotation, cellular component: blood microparticle; hemoglobin complex; haptoglobin-hemoglobin complex. Bases 78 to 524 code for a protein of 148 amino acids. Lineage: Eukaryota; Metazoa; Chordata; Actinopteri; Atheriniformes; Melanotaeniidae. Gene Ontology annotation, biological process: oxygen transport; hydrogen peroxide catabolic process. The transcript is spliced from 3 exons. Gene Ontology annotation, molecular function: peroxidase activity; oxygen carrier activity; organic acid binding. The record is from RefSeq and is a predicted model, not a curated record.